Eptesicus fuscus (big brown bat) is the source of this 1029-nucleotide messenger RNA. It is a transcript of the gene TMEM14C, whose product is annotated as transmembrane protein 14C. The transcript has 6 exons. Gene Ontology annotation, biological process: regulation of heme biosynthetic process. The record is from RefSeq and is a predicted model, not a curated record. The coding region runs from base 248 to 589 and encodes 113 amino acids. Gene Ontology annotation, cellular component: mitochondrial membrane. Lineage: Eukaryota; Metazoa; Chordata; Mammalia; Chiroptera; Vespertilionidae.
GGGCUUUGCUGCCCGUGCUCUGCGUCCCCUGGAUCCAGGCGGGGCUUUGGGCUGCGUCGCGGUUGCUUUUCUAGUCGCGCAUUUUCUGCUUUCUUCAAAAUGGGUUGUGAAUCUUGCGGAAGCCUUGAGUUCUCGAGGCAAAUAGCGUAGUGCUGUGUAGUUCCCUGGAGAUUUUAUUGCUUCCUCUCCUUAAAAAUCUAGGUGCAGGCCGGUGUAGUCUCUUUUCUGGACAGAGCGGAAGAGAACAAUGCAGAAGGACUCCGGCCCACUAGUGCCUUUACAUUGGAUUGGCUUUGGCUAUGCAGCACUGGUUGCUUCUGGUGGGAUCAUUGGCUAUGCAAAAGCAGGUAGUGUCCCAUCCCUGGCUGCUGGGCUCCUCUUCGGUGGCUUAGCAGGCCUGGGUGCUUAUCAGCUGUCUCAGGAUCCAAGGAACAUUUGGGUUUUCCUAGUUACAUCUGGAACCUUGGCUGGCAUUAUGGGAAUGAGAUUCUACCACUCUGGAAAAUUUAUGCCUGCGGGCUUAAUUGCAGGUGCCAGUUUGCUGAUGGUCGCCAAACUUGGAAUUAGUGUGUUCAGCAGACCCCAUUAGUCAUAGUCAUGUGCCAGCUUGGACUCAUGAAGAAUUGAAGAACUUGUACUAUUUUUAGUCUAUUAGGAGAAAUAAAUGCAGCAUUUUCACAUAUACUGACAUUUUACUUAAAAAAAGAAAAGUUACUGAUCUCUGCAGGAGAAAAUAUUAGUCAUUAUUAUUACAGCCCUAAAGAGGAGGGUAUCCUACAACAUAAACACUUAUUGUUAUAAUACCCUUAUAAAUUUGAUUCUUGUAUGUUGACAUUAUUCCUUCUUUUUGUAUUUUUACAUAAAGUCUCAAGGGGUAAAUGUUAGGUGUCAACAUUGGGGGCCCUGAAACCCCAUACCCUACUUAGAGAAACUGUGUAUCUGUUCUUUUGUUCAUCUUAGAGCACAGACCUAACUUUGAAAUUAUGUUAAAUGAAAUAGCAAUGAAAAUAAAAUUUACUAUAAAUAGUA